Messenger RNA from Mastomys coucha (southern multimammate mouse), 945 nucleotides. RefSeq names its product olfactory receptor 498. Gene Ontology annotation, cellular component: membrane. The record is from RefSeq and is a predicted model, not a curated record. Gene Ontology annotation, biological process: sensory perception of smell; G protein-coupled receptor signaling pathway. Gene Ontology annotation, molecular function: odorant binding; olfactory receptor activity; G protein-coupled receptor activity. The coding region runs from base 1 to 945 and encodes 314 amino acids. NCBI's taxonomy places the organism in Eukaryota, Metazoa, Chordata, Mammalia, Rodentia, Muridae. The transcript has a single exon.
AUGACUUUCCUAGAGGAUGGGAACCAUACUGCAGUGGCAGAGUUCAUUUUAUUGGGUUUAACAGAUGACCCAGUCCUUAGAGACAUCCUCUUCACCAUCAUCCUGUGCAUCUACCUGGUGACUGUGUCUGGGAACCUCAGCACCAUCCUUCUCAUCAGAGUCUCUUCCCAGCUCCACCGCCCCAUGUACUUUUUUCUCAGCCACUUGGCUUCUGUUGACAUAGGCAUUUCAACUUCUGUCACACCCAAUAUGCUUGUUAACUUCCUGGUAAAACAAAAUACCAUUUCCUACAUUGGAUGUGCUACACAGUUUGGCUCAGCUGCUUUCUUUGGGACAGUUGAAUGCUUCCUUCUGGCUUCCAUGGCUUAUGAUCGCUUUGUAGCAAUCUGCAACCCACUGCUUUAUUCCACCAAAAUGUCCACACGAGUCUGUAUCCAGUUAGUUGUAGGUUCUUAUAUACAGGGUUUUCUUAAUGCUUCUUUUUUCACUCUUUCCUUCUUUUCCUUGUUCUUCUGUGGACCACAUAGAAUCAAUCACUUUUACUGUGAUUUUGCUCCUUUGGUGGAAAUCUCCUGUUCUGAUGUCACUGUCUCUGUUGUUGUUAUCUCAAUUUCUGCUGGUUUUAUCACAAUGAUAACAGUGUUUGUUAUAGUCAUUUCCUAUUCCUAUAUUUUCAUCACUAUUAUGAAGAUGCACUCCACCGAAGGUCGACAGAAGGCCCUCUCCACAUGCACCUCCCACCUCACUGCAGUCACUCUGUACUAUGGAACUGCUAUUUUCAUCUAUGUAAUGCCCAAAUCCAGCUACUCAACAGACCAGAACAAGGUGUUGUCUGUAUUCUACACAGUGGUGAUCCCCAUGUUGAACCCCUUCAUCUACAGCCUCAGGAAUAAUGACAUUAAGGGUGCUCUGAAGAGAUAUCUUGGUAAGAAAAUAUUUUCUUAG